UUUCACGAAGACAAGAGCAGCACUGACAGGCGGCUCAUCUACGCAAACAUGGCUGAUGAAAUGGCAAAGGCGCAGGCUGCCCAGCCGGGCGGAGACACACUAUUUGCAAAGAUUAUACGCAAAGAGAUCCCCGUAGAACUGAUCUAUGAAGAUGACAAGUGUGUGGCCUUCCCCGAUAUUACUCCUCAAGCUCCCACUCACAUCCUCGUCGUCUCAAAAAAGCCAAUUGUUCAGCUGUCAAAAGCGGAGGAUAGUGACACUGAGCUGUUGGGCCACAUGAUGCUAGUUGGAAAGAAGUGUGCUGCAGAUGCGGGACUGUCCAAAGGCUACAGGAUUGUCCUCAACGAUGGCCCGGACGGAGGCCAGUCUGUCUACCACAUCCACAUCCACGUCCUGGGUGGACGCGUGAUGAAGUGGCCCCCCGGUUAACCUCCUGUCUCCAUCCAUCCUGUCAUCAGUGUUGACGUCUGAUAAUGUGUACUGAUUAACUUACACUAAACCAGUUUGUCAUGGGAAAUAAGAGUCAAACAAAAACAGAAAAUUCAGCAAUGACAAUAAAAUGCACCUCACAACAA
Messenger RNA from Anarrhichthys ocellatus (wolf-eel), 575 nucleotides. It is a transcript of the gene hint1, whose product is annotated as histidine triad nucleotide binding protein 1. Lineage: Eukaryota; Metazoa; Chordata; Actinopteri; Perciformes; Anarhichadidae. The record is from RefSeq and is a predicted model, not a curated record. The coding region runs from base 49 to 429 and encodes 126 amino acids. The transcript is spliced from 3 exons. Gene Ontology annotation, molecular function: catalytic activity.